Lepisosteus oculatus (spotted gar) is the source of this 4605-nucleotide messenger RNA. It is a transcript of the gene fbxl3l, whose product is annotated as F-box and leucine-rich repeat protein 3, like. Gene Ontology annotation, molecular function: protein binding. The record is from RefSeq and is a predicted model, not a curated record. Lineage: Eukaryota; Metazoa; Chordata; Actinopteri; Semionotiformes; Lepisosteidae.
GAUAGGACAACGCAGUAGGUUGGCUGGCGGAACCGAGCAGUACAUCUUCAUUUUAUGUAUUAAUAAAUGUUGCAAUUUAACUAGCAAACCACACUUCUUCUGUUAAUUGCUGCUCUGUUCGUUUUGUAUUAAAAACUAACCGUCGGAGAUGAUCGCAAUUGCGUUCAGUUGGCCAGUUUUUCAGGACAGACAGUAUUUCCUUUCUAUCUAAAAGGUGUUAUUUUAUUUCUCGAGUUAAGCGAUUUAAAAGGUGGACGUAAAACUGGAAGGAAGCAGAAAACCUCACAUGGCUGCUGCCACCGCGUCUGUUCAUUACUGUGCGGGUUACAGCUCUUCAGCGCCUUACAGAAUGAAACGAGGAAGAAUAAAUAUCAACCCGGAGAGUCAAGCCCCUUCAUCUGCCGAAGAAGGAAGCAAAAAGCACAAGGGCAGAUCAUCAGGCUUCCGUCUCGGGGCGUCCUGGAGACAGGACACCGUGCAGGACUGGGGGAACCUGCCUCACCAUGUGGUGCUACAAGUCUUCCAGCACUUGUCCCUUGUGGACCGGGCGCGGGCCUCCUCCGUCUGCAGGAGGUGGAACGAAGUCUUUCACAUCCCCGACCUGUGGAGGAGGUUUGAGUUCGAGCUCAACCAGCCUGCCACGUCAUAUCUGAAAUCUACUCACCCUGACCUCAUCCAGCAGAUUAUAAAGAAGCAUGCUCAACAUCUGCAGUACGUUAGCUUCAAGGUUGACAGCUGUACUGAGUCUGCAGAGGCAGCCUGUGACAUUCUCUCACAACUGGUGAACUGCACUAUCAAGACUCUGGGGCUCAUCUCUACAGCAAGGCCGAGCUUCAUGAACGUAUCACAGUCUCACUUUGUGUCUGCCCUCACGGUGGUGUUUGUGAACUCAAAGUCCCUGUCUUCGAUAAAAAUUGACGACACACCUGUGGAUGACCCUUCUUUGAAGGUGUUGGUGGCGAAUAACAGCGACACGCUGAAACUGCUGAAGAUGAGUAGUUGUCCCCAUGUCUCCCCUGCUGGUAUUCUUUGUGUGGCAGACCAGUGCCAUGGCCUAAGGGAGCUGGCGCUGAAUUAUCACCUCCUGAGUGACGAACUGCUCUUGGCUCUGUCGAGUGAGAAGCACGUGCACCUGGAGCAUCUUCGCAUCGAUGUGGUCAGUGAGAACCCUGGGCAGACUCAGUUCCAUACCAUCAAGAAGAGGAGCUGGGAUGCCUUGGUGAAGCACUCCCCCAAGGUCAACAUCGUCAUGUACUUCUUCCUCUACGAGGAGGAGUUUGACCCCUUCUUUCGCGAGGAGACCCCUGUCACGCACCUGUAUUUUGGCCGGGCCGUCAGCAAGGAGAUGCUGGGGCGCAUCGGGCUGAACUGCCCCAGGCUGGUGGAGCUCGUGGUGUGUGCGAAUGGCUUCGAGCCCCUGGACGAUGAGCUGAUCCGGAUUGCAGACCGCUGCAAGAACCUGACGGCCAUUGGGCUGGGGGAGUGUGAGGUCACCUGUAGCGGCUUCAUCGAGUUCGUGAAGAUGUGCGGCGGGCGGCUGACCCAGCUUUCCAUAAUGGAGGAGGUCCUGAUCCCAGACAACAGCUAUAAUGUGGAGCAAAUUCACUAUGAGGUGUCUAAACAUCUCGGGCGGAUGUGGUUUCCAGACAUGAUGCCAACUUGGUAAAGGCCAUCUAAUGUCUAAACUCAUCCUCCUCAUAAUGAAAGGUCCCAGAAGGGAAUCUUGUGCAAGAACCUUCAAGAAAACAAAAAAAAAUCCAGUAAGGAUGAAUCUCCUUUUCAUAGGUAUACUAGUGUGGAGUUUGCGAUUCUUGAAAGCACAGAAAAUGGAACCUGACUGAGCCGAGAAAUUAUGAGGCAGUGAGGGAGGUUUAUUUUGCUUCUUUUGCUUUUUUCCUUCCACUACGUGCUGUAAGAGCUGAAUCCACCCUUUCUUUAGGAACAGCAGUUAACGCCCUGAUCCUUUAGAAUCCAAAGAUGAUGUCUUGUGAAAGAGAUGGUCAUUACCAAGUUGUAAAUAAUCUUCAAAUAGGAGGCAAUGUAGAAUUAAAUGAGGAGGUCCGAGAAUGAAGUAACUACAUAAUGAACAAAACAAAACUGAUAACCACAUUUAACAGAAUUCGUUUUAAUUUACAUAUUGCCAUAGAGCAUUAAUCAGUAUCCUUUUUUAUGGAGCUAAGGAUUUUUUUGUACAAUUUACACAUGGCUAUUAAUAGCUGUUGCGUUGUCUUUUGAGACGUUUUAUUUUAGUAGGUUGCGUCCAUGGACAGUUUGUGAAUGCAUUUAUGCAUUUUAAGAGAAAAAAACAUUUCAAAUGUCUUGAUUCCUUUGAAGCUGAUUAUAUCGGGCUUUUUAAAGUAUGACUUGAGCUCUGUUUGUCCUGUGUAAGGAGUCAGAGGAGAUGACAUACUGUUAAUAGAUAUAAGUCAUUGGCUUCUCCAUAUUUGCUGCGCGAUUUAGCGCUUGAUCUCUUAAAACUGUAAAUACAUAGUAGUUUUUAUUUCCAUUUGAAAUAAGAACAGCAGACUUUAUGAAAGCUCCAUUUGCAUCGGUAGUUAAGACUUUUUAAUUUCCUUGUCACCUAAGUGGCAAUUGAGAUGUGGUAAAGGUUGAUAUUAUUAUUUUCUGCAGCAAUGUCCAUGUGAUUUAUUUGUAUUUGCUAAGGCUUAUUUCUAGGAUUUAGGGCUGAAUUUGACAAAUUAAUUGUGUGUAGUGAUUCUAUCUUUUAAUUUUUUCCAGUGUUUUUAGAUUUACACAGGAAAAAGGUGUACUUCAUAAGAAGUUCUGUUGUCAUAUUUUUGUUUGAACAUCCUUAACCAAGGUGAUAGCUUGUGGGAUGCUGUUCAAAGUUCUUUGUUACCAGUUUUGUAAAGGUGAUUGUAGAAGUUAUAGGGUUAAAUCCAACAAGCAAUAAGACAGACAUGGGGAAAAAAGGGCUUGGAACUGCUCUUUUUUCCACACAGAGUUUUUCUCAGUGGAACAAAUUUGAACAAAAAUACUUUCACAACCGUCAUGUUAGUUGUUUUGUAACGCUUAAGCACACUAAAUAAUUUGUCUUCAUUAAGCAUAUCUGUAUUGUAUGCAGAACUGCUUCUUUGAAUCAAAAUUGUUUUGUAAUUGUUAUUAGGUACUAUAGUGAUGAUCGAUGGAUAAUAUCCAGCUGGAACAUAGGGACUGAAGCAGUUUCAAAUUACAGAAAAAGUGCAGGACAUUGGUUUGUAGUCAGAAGUUAAAAUUCUAAUUAUUGAAGUGUAUAUAGAAAUCAACAUACUAAAUUAAGGUAAUGUAAAAAAGUUAAUUAAUGGAAAAUUUUAAACAUUUAAAUAUGAUUUAUUUCAUUCUUCUGGUGAAACGUGCAUAAUAGCUCAUCGACUCUCCCAAUGAUUAAUAUGAAAGCAUCCCAUCCAAUUAGCAGUAUUUUGUAUGAUGCAUUGAUGAUGAAAAGUGAUCCAAAGUGAAACAGGAAUAAAAUUACAAUCUGUUCUUUUAAAAAUACAAAUAGAAGAAGAAGAAUUAUUUCACCAGAAAUGUUUGGCAGACAAUGAAAAUACAGUCAAGUAAAAUGGCUGAAGGAGAUAUUUUUGAGUUUUGGGAUUUUUGUAUUGUUUCUGUUUUUGCUAGGCUCACUUCAAAUCACAGUAUUCAAACUGCACACAAGGUUCUGUCUUUAAGCUUAAAAUGUUGGUUAUUUAGAGGUAAAAGGUGAAGAACAAAAAUCAGACUAAAUCUAAUCUUUUACCGAUUACAAAUUCUACUUCUCACCUGUUGGUGACUCUCUGUUGGCCAGAGGCAUACAUCUUUCAUCAUGAGGUUCAUUUAUUCAUUCCUUAAGGUGCACAUAUUUGCUGUUCCACUUUCAGUGAUAAGGGCCACAGAACAUAACCUUAAUCAUUUUGAGUGCUUAAUUUUGAUUGGGGAUUAAAUACAGAAUGAGAAAUGGCCAUUCCGUUCUGUUCUCUGUUCGUCCUAGAAAUUCCAAGUUAAAAUACAUGGCUUUGUAAGACACUUUGAGUUACUGAACAGAUCCUAGUACUAUUAUUUGUUAUUAAUAAAUUGCUAGUUUGCAUAGGUCUGUAUUAGUACUUUUACUCAUAAUUUGAUGUUGCAGCUGAGAUAUUUAAGGCAAGGAAAUAUAUUCCCUCACCUGAAUUGUCAGUUUCGAAGGGGAUUUUUUAAUAUUUCUCUGUUUAAAAGGGGAGUACUAAAUACCGAAUGUCUAAUAUUUAGGUAAACAAUCAACUUAGUGUUUUACCAAACUUAGCUUUUGCCUUUUGUGCAAAUUAGUUUAAUAUACUUAUCAGAUUUAAAUAUUUAUCUUGUGCUGAUGUUGUAUGUACAAAUCUUAUACAACCAAUAAAAAAUCACAAUUAACAAAGCACUUUAAAAUAGAUGAAUAUUUGAUUGUGAAAACCAUGUUUACAUUUUUUUUCUGUUUAAGGCAAAUCCUUUCAUAUUUUGUGGGCCAUAAAAAAAAGAGAGAGACUUCCUCCGGAAAAUGUUCAGGGCAAUAAAGGACAAUAGUACAAGGAGGUAGCUGCGUCAGCAUGCGUAGUCUGCAAAGCAACAAGUAAAAGGUUUAUUCCAUGCUGAAAAGAAAAGAAAGGA